Molecule: messenger RNA, 294 nt
Organism: Pyricularia grisea
Lineage: Eukaryota; Fungi; Ascomycota; Sordariomycetes; Magnaporthales; Pyriculariaceae
Exons: 4
Coding region: 1-294 (97 amino acids)
Source: RefSeq, a predicted model, not a curated record
AUGAAUGAAUUAACGAGCGGCUGCGAGAGGCAGAGAAACGCGCGGAGGAAGCAGAGAAGGAACGAUAGGAGGAGCGACGACGCGCCGAGAGGGAAUAGCAACGCGCGGAAGCGUUGGAACAAUAAACCCAACCCACUACAUUCGACGAUAUUCGGUACAAUUUACGACAGCGUUCCUACCGAUAGCCGUGUUUUCGAGAAUCGAGCCUUCCUUUCUGUUUGGAUCUUAACCGGCUACGACCCGAUUAGAUUUGCGUUUACCGGUCCAAUAAUGCGGGUUCGGAAAGACGCAUAA